This is a messenger RNA of Cylicocyclus nassatus, 300 nucleotides long. NCBI's taxonomy places the organism in Eukaryota, Metazoa, Nematoda, Chromadorea, Rhabditida, Strongylidae. The record is from the annotation of a GenBank genome assembly.
AUGCAAGCAAGUAUUGGAACAGAUGAGUUCAACCGUGAUGGACGGGCUGUGAUCACAACUUCUAUAGUAGAUGGUUGUGAGGUAGCAAUGGCAACUUGUUUUGCGGACGCUAAUCGAGAUACUCUUGUGCAAGUAUUUGUGGGCGGUGUCCCCUACAUUCUGAAUGGAGGAUGCGGUACCGCUGAUCUCCCACCAAAUCUAAUCACAUGCAACGCGGCUGGCAACUGGGUUUUCGCCAUUACCGGGGAAAUCAAUCCAACAAUUCAAUGCAGCGUAACUACGGUUGGACCUGACUGUUGA